Fonsecaea multimorphosa CBS 102226 is the source of this 1623-nucleotide messenger RNA. RefSeq lists its product as uncharacterized. The record is from RefSeq and is a predicted model, not a curated record. Bases 1 to 1623 code for a protein of 540 amino acids. The transcript is spliced from 3 exons. Gene Ontology annotation, molecular function: DNA-binding transcription factor activity, RNA polymerase II-specific; transcription cis-regulatory region binding; zinc ion binding. NCBI's taxonomy places the organism in Eukaryota, Fungi, Ascomycota, Eurotiomycetes, Chaetothyriales, Herpotrichiellaceae. Gene Ontology annotation, biological process: positive regulation of transcription by RNA polymerase II. Gene Ontology annotation, cellular component: nucleus.
AUGGGUGAGCCGUUAGAGGGGGUCAAGAACUAUCGCAAGCCGCGGCGGAGGCCGGCACAUCUGCGCACCAAGACUGGCUGUCUGACAUGUCGCCAAAGAAAGAAAAAGUGUGACGAGAAUCCUGUUGUCUGCCACAACUGCGUUAGAAGGAAGAUCGACUGCAUCUGGCCUGCGAAACCAGAUUCGACGUCCAACGUGCCAAGCCCGAGUGCAGGUCUGAGUAUCACCCCCGAGUCCGCUCACAGUGACCGUGAUGGACUCCGAACUACUGGAGAUGAAGACGAGAAGAUAUACCCCUACAUAUCACCCACCUCGGCGUCGCUCUCGCCCGUAUCGGCCAUCCGUGGCGUGGAGGGGGAUGACGGCGACGACGACGACGAGCUUCCCCUGGUAGUGUCUCCUCAACUCACCACUUUCUCCUUAAACACAAGAAUACACAGCCCUCCUCUAUUCGACUACAUGCGGAGGGUGUUUGUUCCGCAGCUUGUUCGACCUGCGACCGACGGCCAAUACAUCAAAGAUUUUACGAGCGGGAGUCUUCAGGUUGCCAACCACAUCCCGUUCUUCAUGGAGGCUCUAUUGGCCUGUUCUGCCGCUGAGAUCAAAGAAAACGACCCUUUCCAUCGUACGUUAGCUGAAACGCACUAUAUCAAAGCUAUAGGAGGCAUGCGAGCCUACCUCGCCCAGGACCAGUCUCCACUCGCAGAAAUCAUCGCUUUACGCACUGUUCUCGUUCUAUGCAUCUAUGAGAGGACACGGCUGCACCACUCUGAAGGCGUGUCUACCCAUCUGUAUGGUGCCGCCGCACUACUCAAGUCAUGCUGGAAGCGAAUGGAGGUAUCAAGGAGCAUGCCAGCUGACUGGACCGCCACCAGCAUUCUCACCCUGGAAUCUUUUAUGUUCCAUGUGGCCACAAGCAUCCCUUUUCAAUACCCGUUUCCGACAUCGUCAGCCCUCGUGGAUGAAGCCUUUCUGAAUGCCCAGCUUAUGUUGGAACGUCUCUGGCUGGAAAACGCGGUGGACUAUCCGCAUUCUCCGGUCCUCGGCGCACCCCCGAUGCUGUUUUCGUACGUGCGUCAGGUUGCGUUAAUGUAUUCACAAUAUCGCGCUCAAAGAUUUGAUGUGCGAGAAUGUCAUCGCUUGGACCACGAUCUGAGACGGUGGAGUGAUGAGAAUAUUCCCGACUCAGACACUGUCAAUAUAGUCGGUGCCGCCGAUACCGCCGACACAAGUCUGUCCCUGUCUUUGCUCACUGAUCCGCAGAAUGCCAGCCAAUCUUUCUUUGGUCCAAAACUCUAUUCCCUCGCUGCGAGGCUCCUCCUGAAGUAUAUGAUAGCACAUUCCUCGGGACUGCGCGGCCAACAUCUCUCACAACACCUCUCGAGCUUGCUUUCAGAGUUCAUGCUUCUUGUUCGCUUCAUUGAGCCGGCCGUGGAUUACUUUGCAGAAUACUAUGCCUGGCCGUUCUACUGCUUGGGGGUCUGCAUUAACGAUGCACAAACCCAAGACCUGCUAAUGAACAAGAUCAUGGCAUUUUGGAAGAUGACGAGGAAUGGGACAAUGCGACGCUUGGCGGAUAUCCUGACACAAGACUGGAACGCUCUGUCUAAUGAUACCGGCUGA